UAUAGACGUGUUUUUGCGCGAGCUGAUUCGGUCGCGCGUUUUUAUCGCUGCAAUCGUGUGUUUUCCAAGAGCCUGAAAUUGGAACUGAGUUGCUCAGUAGCAGUGUAUUGAGUCUAGAAUCGUACCGUUUUUAUGGUGCGCCUGUUAUCCGCGUGCGCGUAAGACAAACAAACGGAUUUUAAUCAAACCAUUUUUGUGCGCAAUUUUCGGUGGAAACAAGUCAAGUCGGUAUGCAGAUACCAGAAACAGCCGAGAAAGUAAGUUCAAUCGCUGCAGACGACAAAAAAUGUUUUUUUUCCUCAAGCAAACACUAAAGGACCGAAGGUGAAUUACAACAAAUAAUCGCAUAACAAGCUAGGAGAAUAUCGAUCCAAAAGAAACGAGAAGAUUAUUAAAGAAGAAAAGAAGGUUGUUUCAAAGCGGAUAGAAGAAAAGUUUCACGUUUCGGAGAGCUCACUGUUAUAGCGGAGGAUGAAUGUUAUUAUUUUUAUGAGCUGAGCGCUGUGUUCUCCUUGUCGGGUUUUGUUGGCGAUCAUUGAAGUCAUUGACGGAGGCGGUGGCGACGGCGGCUGCGCUGCGAAUGCUUGUGUGCGCGGUGGAAUGUGUAGCGGGAUCACGGUGCCUGGUUUUCUCCGGCAUUAUUGGUGAUGAUGCUUGUUUUCGAUACGUUUUCCGGAUUGAAAUGAUGUGAAGAAAUACUCGUAAGUGGUAACGUACAAACAUUAGAGCCAUUUUUUCGGAAGAAACAGCUGUUCUCAGUACGACAACAUGUAAAUUUAGAUGCAGUGAAGUGAUGUUUGAUUUUUUAGCGUGAUUGCAAAGUGCUGUUGACAUGAUUUGAUUGUAACUAGACUGAAAUGAUUGUUUGCUUAUGCUGAAUGCUUUACACGAGAGAGAUCCCAGCAUCUACACCAUUUACAUCGAACAAAAGAAUUGUACCGACGAUGGCCCAUAAUAGUGUGUACAUUUUACUUCUUCUGCUGACUGUGGCAUGCAGCAAAGUGAGGUGCACAUCGGAAUUUGCAGCCUUGCGCACGUGUGAACCGAUUAGAAUCGAACUGUGUCGUGGGAUCGGAUACAAUGAAACAUCCCUGCCGAAUCUGGUUGGCCAUGAACUGCAAUCGGAUGCAGAUUUCACGCUGCAAACGUUUUCGCCUCUGAUCCAGUACGGGUGCAGCAAGCAAUUAAAAUUCUUUUUAUGUGCAGCCUAUGUACCAAUGUGUACACCUAAAGUGCCUCUCCCCAUUGGGCCGUGUCGAGGUCUUUGUUUAACCGUUAAAACUCUUUGUCACCCAAUCCUGCAAGGGUUCGGAUUUCCGUGGCCAUCGGCGCUAGACUGCAACCGAUUCCCGGAGGAAAACAACCACGAGCACAUGUGCAUGCAAGGGCCUGGGGAACCGACGGACGUCGUAAUGAUCUCCAAAAAUGAUCGGCCUACGUGCCAAGGGUUGAUCAAAUCCCAUCUAUACGUCCGGUUAAACCGAUCGGGUCGAUGCGCGCCGCUUUGUGAGGCGGACAUUAUGUUCGAGCAGAACGAGAAACAUUUCGCCGAAGUUUGGCUAACGUCGUGGAGUGUAGCUGCACUCUUUACGGCAAUUGUAGCGACAUUGUGUUUGAUCCUGGCCACUAAACGCUGGGAUAAGAUUCUUAUGCCCCUAAUCAUUAGUCAUUGCUUGGUCACGGUUGGCUGGGCCGUCCGGUGGCUGGCCGGACGCAAUGCAACUGCUUGCGGCUAUGAUACACAGCUUCCGGGCGUUUCGCUUCUGCUAACGGAUGGCCUUAUGACGGCACCAUGUGCGGCCACUUUCCUGCUUCGGUACUACUUCGGAAUGUCGGCUGCUGUUUGGUGGGCGAUUCUUUGCCUGCGUUGGAGCAAAUCGGUACGUCGGUUGCUGAACACGGAUCUGAACGGUGAUCCCCAUUCGGAAAAGUCAGAGUCAUCAUACAAUACACUGCUUCAGCUGGCCGCCUGGGGACUACCGGCACUGCAAACCGUGGUGGUGCUGGUGGUGCGACUUGUCGAUGCAGAUGAACUAUUUGGCUCCUGUUUCAUCGGAAACCAGUCCGACAGAGCACUGCUCGGCUUCGUCGUGGUCCCCUUACUUACCUACUGGGUCAUCGGUUCGGGAUACCUCUUCACGGCGUACUUACGGAAACGUUCCUCGUCGAUCCUGUUGGUCAACAAUCUUCCGGUGCACAUCACUGGAAUGGGACAGUUCCUGUUCAUCUACUCAGUUCCGAGCUUUCUGCUGUUGGUGAUAAUGUUCUACGAGUUUGCCUAUCGAGAAAACUGGCUGAAUGUUCCGCAUCCAUCGCUGGAACCGGUGUCCUCGGUUAAAGCACCCAUCUGGCCGUUCAUCCUGCGGGCGGUGAUAGAGCUGCUGGUGGGUGUGCUGGCAUCCGCGUGGGCUGUUGGUCCCCGAAUUGCCGGUCUCUGUCGCAGUAAGAUCAAUCAUCCAGUUUACAAGCAGCCGCAACCAAAGUUUCCCCAAUCACCCUAUUCGACGGCAUCGUAUCAGACGGUUUGCCCGCAGAACUCGCUGGUAUCGGUGUCGUUGGGUAAAAUUCCUCCACGACACGCAAGGAAAUAUCCCUCCCAUUCUCACAUAAAUCGAAAACCACGUACUUACAAGGCGUCCUCGCAAACGAUGAGCCUGACCGGUAACGAGACCGUGCUGUGAUGGGAGUUCCGGGGACUGUAAAUUAUGCGAACCAAGCGGACAAAACAGGGAUCCGACCGAACGGAAUGAUCAAUUAUCGGCGUACAUGUUACGUCGGCUAAAAAUGUGAUAUUAAGUUUAAGAUGAAGUUUAAAUUAUUUCAUUUCGAGUUUCAGGCGUACUUCUGUGUGGAGACUAUAGGUUAAGGCAUGGUGUACUUUUUUGUGUAAAAGUAACAACUAGCAAGUUUUUAGGUUUAAUACUUAAGGAAAGUUUAAUUAUAUGUUGUAAAAACUAUAUCUUGCGCACGGACUGGCUGCGGAUGAGAAUGCUGAGGGAUAAAACAGCACAAUCGAGCGGUAAUGAAUAACAAGCAAUCUACAUACAUGUCAGUGAUGUUGGGGCGCGGAUCGCUUGCAGGUCGAUCGGUACAUUGCGUUACGUUCACGUUUAUGGGCCUUAGCAUGCACGAGAACGGUGUGCUCGUUGGGUGCUGCACACAUGCGGGUCGUAAAUUGGUUAUGGCGUAGUUGUUAAGCGACUUUAACAGGGAUGGUGAAAAAGAAAAAAAUAUAUCGGGCCGACUUCUGAGAUCAUGCACUUUUGCUCUGGUCGGAUGGCGCACCGUGGCGUGGGGGGAGUUGGGACGAUUGCUUGAGUUUUUUUUUAAAUUUAGGCAGAUUGGUUGUUAACCAGUUCCGAUUUGGUGAAAUGUUGUUCCGGUGUAAUACUAAUGAAACAAUAUUGUAUCAUUUAAAAACCUAGAGAUUGUUGCGGUAGCUUAUUUUUUAUACUUUUCGCAUGGAUCCGGAUUCAAAAAAGGGACGUCAUGUAGAUUAGACAGGCACAAAUAUUUAUUUUUUUUGGAACAUACUAAUUCAAAUGGUAAUUAGCUCCACAAAUCAUAAACCAAACAUGAGUUUUUUCAGAUAGCUCUAGUUUACUCACGAGUUUCCUUGAUGUUAUAUAUAUGGACAAAUGAAAAUAAAACAUCAAAUUUCAUGAACCGUUCCAUAUAGACUCUGCAUACCGUAAAACUUAAAACCGCACAGUUGAUUUUAAUACAAAAAAAUGUUAAAUUUUCCUUAAAUGUUCUAUUCUGAACAUUUGCGAGAGAAAGACAUAACACAUCAUAAUUGAAUAUUUACAACUCCAACAACAUUAUGCGAUCAAAUUGAAAUUUUCGGGAUUGUUGAUCCUACAACCUUAAAUUAAUAUCAAUGGUGAUACGUGGGACCAAAAAAGUAAACUAUCGCCAAAGAGGUGAUACUAUCAUUUUGUCGGUUUAAAUAGCAAAAACAAAUUUUAAUUUAAUAAUUUCAAAUACUAUACGAUGUUUUGACUUUCGAUCACUGAACCAUGCAAUA
Messenger RNA from Topomyia yanbarensis, 4027 nucleotides. RefSeq names its product frizzled-4 (gene fz4). Gene Ontology annotation, molecular function: Wnt-protein binding; Wnt receptor activity. The coding region runs from base 879 to 2681 and encodes 600 amino acids. The record is from RefSeq and is a predicted model, not a curated record. Gene Ontology annotation, biological process: non-canonical Wnt signaling pathway; canonical Wnt signaling pathway. Gene Ontology annotation, cellular component: plasma membrane. The transcript is spliced from 4 exons. NCBI's taxonomy places the organism in Eukaryota, Metazoa, Arthropoda, Insecta, Diptera, Culicidae.